UGAGCCCGGGCUCCGCCGGCAGCGCCCGCCGCCCCGCGCCCCGGGAAGAUGCUGAGCAGGUGGAUGAGUGGCAGCAGCAGGAACCUGGACCGCGAGUACAACUGCACCGUGCGGCUGCUGGACGACAGCGAGUACACCUGCACCAUCCAGCCGAAACGUCUGCUUUCUGCUCACUUUUCGUACCUGUUUUACAACGUCACCUGCUGUGAACCCGCCGGCUAUUCCCCUCUCAGCAGCCAAUUUCCUGACAGAAGCGCUUUGCUUGUCACCUUCCCGCGGAAGAUGCUGAAGGCGAACACGGACUCAGACGCAGGUGUCGGUGUCCGCACGCUCGUGCUCACGCGCGGGAGGACCAGGGGCACCAAAAGCUCCUGA
This is a messenger RNA of Hirundo rustica (Barn swallow), 375 nucleotides long. Its product is annotated as FERM domain-containing protein 5-like. The record is from RefSeq and is a predicted model, not a curated record. NCBI's taxonomy places the organism in Eukaryota, Metazoa, Chordata, Aves, Passeriformes, Hirundinidae. The transcript is spliced from 3 exons. The coding region runs from base 49 to 375 and encodes 108 amino acids.